This is a messenger RNA of Linnemannia hyalina, 1131 nucleotides long. NCBI's taxonomy places the organism in Eukaryota, Fungi, Mortierellomycota, Mortierellomycetes, Mortierellales, Mortierellaceae. The record is from the annotation of a GenBank genome assembly.
AUGGGCAUGGGCGACGGGAUUAUCAACCAGUCCAUGAAGGAAGAUCUUGACAGUAAGCCUACAGAGUCUCGUCGAUUUGCUGCUCAUAUUCCUUACUUUCUGAGCAAUGAGGCUGAUACUUUUUUGUUUUCCCCUCACCGACCUGGACCUAUGCCUCACGCCCUAGAUUGGAUUACGGCUCUUGGACUCACACCUGGACUGCCGGUCCAUGUUGUCGGAUUCUUUGGACACUGCAGAGAUCUCUCCAUGUUUGAACGCGUCACGCCUGCUGUCAGGAGGAAGGACGGUACCUACGAGACAUCGUCCUGCAUUGGAUCCUUCGAAGAUGACGAGCGGAUGCCACGACAGAUGUUGCAGGAACUAGACCGGUUUAUGGCGAUUUGUUGGGAUCGAAUUGGCGUGCCACCUCCAGACCACGAACGCAGUCAAUCUGACAAUGGUGGUGGUGGUGGUCGUGGAUCAAACCCCUUGGCUAAUAUUUUGACGCCAGGACGAUGUGUCCCUGUGUUGAUCUUUGUGAUCGAGAGGGUGCCUAUCGUCGCACCCUGGCACGAGGCUGGAGCAAGCGAAAACCAGAUUGUCGAGCUACCCGAAGCAUUGCUGGACUAUUCAGACGACAAUGGGAACGAAACAUUGGACCCUGCAGCUGCUGUCUUGCGACAGAGGUUGAUGACUACUACUGGCGGAUCUCAGUCGUCCAAGAAGCAGGGGUCGAAUGCCAAGUUUCAGCCCAACAAGUCACAACGAGAGAAGGCAGCCGCUCGCCCCACGGCAGACGAGAGCAACCGCGCUCUCGGAAAUCCCACCUUGCGGGAGAUCUAUGAUGCAGUCGUCCAGGCUAGAGACCAGCCUCUGUCAGGAACCACAGGAGCUGGGGGUAGAUCAGCGGCCGAGGGCACUUCACAGUUGUCGCUUGGCAACGAAUCAAUCAGCAUCAAGCUCCAGAACGUGAACAUUGCUGGCGGAGGCGCAAACGGGAAUAGCCAUGGCAACGGUGUAGUGGGGGGAGAGGCAGUUCGGGAGAGAGGUCCCCGACGAGGCGGAAAAAAGUAUUCGCUGCGGUGCGCCCAUCUCGUCCAAAAGAAGAUUCAAGACUUUGUCCAGACCGACGAGGUCAUGGAGGAACUGUAA